CCUGUUGUUAGGUGUAUUGAGAGACUAUAUUCAGGAAGGAAUAUUUUAGUGUCACUAGUCGAACACACCGGAAUGGCUAUUAAAAACAUUUGUCAAAGUUUGGCUCAGGAUAGAAGUCCACAUACAAUUAAAAGUGCAUUUAUUCUGCUGCUUAUGUUGACAUUCUUAUUGUCUGCCAUUGCUUACGCCUCUGAUUUCUCUUUGGACACACUUAGGUUCCCUCAAACAUGGUUUACUAAAGUCAUGAAUCAGACUCAUUAUAAGGUAAAUUAUGGCAUUUGGGCCAAUCAAAAUCAAAAAGAUAGACUAGCACCUUUGCCAGGUCAACAAAUCCAACAAAGAGGUACAGCAAUUUAUUAUCACAUAGCUCAUCCAAGCAACUAUAAUUUCAUUCUGGAUGAACCUGAUAAGUGUAAGCAGAAUCCGUUCCUGGUCUUGAUGGUCCCUGUGGCGCCCAAUCAGGUAGCAGCUCGUAACGCCAUCCGGAGCACGUGGGGGAAUGAGAGCACAGUCCAGGGAAAAGCAGUGAUUACUCUGUUCCUGGUGGCUUUGACUGGAGGAUCCGACUCUGAAAAAACUCAACAGCAGCUGGAGGAAGAGAGCCGACAACACAGAGACUUACUGCAGAGCAACUUUGUGGACUCGUACUUCAACCUGACUAUAAAGACAAUGGUGAUCAUGGACUGGCUGGCCACUCGUUGCCCUCAAGCAAAUUUCAGUAUGAAGGUUGAUUCUGACAUGUACUUAAACCUGGAAAACCUGAUGACCCUUCUAUUGGCACCCGACACACCCAGACAGAACUACAUCACUGGAAUGGUGAUGUGGAACCGGCCCGUCGUCAGAAGCAAAAACUCAAAAUGGUACGUGUCAGAGGAGCUGUACCCCGAACCGUACUACCCCACAUACCUGCUGGGAAUGGGAUAUGUUUUCUCCAAUGACCUGCCAGAAAAAAUAGUUGAGGCUUCCAAGGACGUAAAGGCCUUUAACAUAGAAGAUGCAUAUGUGGGUGCUUGUCUGAAACAGUUGGGCGUUGCACCCUCAUCCCCCCCAAACCCUUCACAGUUUAGAGCCUAUCUGGGACAAUAUAUACGAGAGGAUUUUUUCAAGGUCAUUACGACAAUCCUGGGAUCCCCACAGCAGCUAAUAGACAUCUGGAAGGAUGUAAAGAGGCCCACAUAAAAGUAUAGAAGCACAAACAAAAAUGAGAAACACAGAUUUCUGUUUAUAAAGACAAGAAACAUGUCUGUUUAAAAACAUUUUGUAAAAAUGGUCACAACCUGUUAACAAUACGUUCUGAUGGGGCGAGGAACAUUUCACACAAAACACAUUCUUGAAGAGAAACGCAGCUGUCAAAAGUCUACAAAGUUUGUUUACAUAGAAAAACAAUUAAAAAGCAGCGCAGUGCACUAAAAGCAUGUUCUUUCUGAACCGACCUGACGGUUCCACAAUAUUACAACAUAUAUACACAACCUAACAUAUGUUACAAAUUUUAAGUUAAAAUCUAUAUAUAAUUUUAUGGAAUUAAUAUACUGUAUGUACAUAGAAAUUCCAUAAAAUAUCCAUUUUAACUGAAAAGUUGAACUGUUUCACAAGGCAUGGGUAUUUUUCAUAAAUGUCUGUUGGGGAAGGUUGCUAACUGGUGUCAUUUAUAUUUUGUCAUUUUAUACAAUUCAUUAAUUACAAUUUCUGUUAGUCAGAAGAAAGUUUUAAAUUUAUGUACAUUCCAUUUUCCAUUUUUACGGUUUUGUGGAUUUCAUAAUGAUUGAUUUAUUCUUCAAAUAUUUCUGGAAAAAUCAGGGAGAAAUCACAUUUUCCUAGAAGGUUUAAUGUUCUAUGAAAACAUAAUGUCUCACCAUUUUCAAAUUUACUCUCUGAGCAUGUAAAAAAUGCACAAGUAUUUUUUUAUUUAUUUAAUCAUUUUUAAAUUAAAUUGAGAUGUUUAA
Molecule: messenger RNA, 1943 nt
Organism: Ctenopharyngodon idella (grass carp)
Lineage: Eukaryota; Metazoa; Chordata; Actinopteri; Cypriniformes; Xenocyprididae
Product: beta-1,3-galactosyltransferase 2-like
Exons: 2
Coding region: 73-1179 (368 amino acids)
Cellular component (GO): membrane
Molecular function (GO): N-acetyl-beta-D-glucosaminide beta-(1,3)-galactosyltransferase activity
Source: RefSeq, a predicted model, not a curated record